CUGGUUAAAUAUUUCACAAAAACCACCGAGUAACUGACAGCUGAAUGAGGAGGUUAUGACAGACAGGAGAGCUUAUUUUCCCCCUCCAGCCAAAUAUUUCAUCGCUUCACUGGAGACUUGGGCACGUUCGCAGCGACCGCGUCUGCAAACGAGUCCCCAGCCCUGGGUGCGCGCAGGAAAUGCCGUGGGUGCCCCUGGCCAGCAGAAAUGCCACGGGUGGGGAUGGCCACCGAGUGUCCCCACUGCCAGCGAGCCCACAGCUCGCUGCUCCCGCUGCUCUGCGCGAGCUGGCGGUGCCGGCCCCGCGCUGCCGGCAGCAAUGCAGCGCUGCUGCUGCUCCAGCACUGAACUGUGCGGAUUGGCCCGGAGCACCCCGCUCUCCUCCUCCCUGCCCCCCUCCUCCAGCACCCACCACCCACGCAGAUUGGACAGCUUGGUGCCACAUGGCUCAGCGGAACCAGGAUAAAAAAAUGAGCUGGACUUGGGGCUUGUAGAGUCGGCGGCAAAGCAGGAGGGAGAAGUUUGCGGAGCGGUGCCACCAACAUUCCACGGCUGCGCUGAGUCAGUGCAGGGAGGACAGACAGACGGACACACCGGGGCUGCAGCCACCCAGGGACACCUGUGGGGCGAGCACCAGCAGCACAGCAUCCUGUCCCCUCCGUGCCAGCCAUGUCCCUGGUGGUGAAGGAGAAGAACCACGUCCGCUUGGUUUUCCUGGGAGCCGCCGGCGUGGGCAAGACAUCGCUGAUCCGCCGCUUCCUGCUGGACACCUUCGAGCCCAAGCACCGGCGCACGGUGGAGGAGCUGCACAGCAGGGAGUACGAGGUGUGUGGGGCCACGGUCAAGGUGGAGAUCCUGGACACCAGCGGCAGCUACUCCUUCCCGGCCAUGAGGAAGCUCUCCAUCCAGAACAGCGACGCCUUCGCCCUGGUCUACGCCGUGGAUGACGCCGAGUCCUUCGAGAGCGUCAAGAGCCUGCGGGAGGAGAUCGUGGAGGUGAAGGAGGACAAGUUCCCUCCCAUCGUGGUGGUGGGCAACAAGGCGGAGAGCGGCGGCGAGCGGCAGGUGCCGGUGGAGGACGCGCUGUCGCUGGUGGAGCUGGACUGGAACAGCCGCUUCGUGGAGACGUCGGCCAGGGACAACGAGAACGUGCUGGAGGUGUUCAGGGAGCUGCUGCAGCAGGCAAACCUGCCCAGCAGGCUCAGCCCCGCGCUCUGCAAGAGGAGGGAGACGCUGCCCAAGGAGCAGGCGCUCCGGCCGCCCAUGAACAAGACCAACAGCUGCUCCGUGUGCUGAGGGAAGGCGCUGGCUGGAAACUCAGGUGGGCUGGGUGGGGAGAGGCACUGCCUCGGCCAAAACCUCCCCUGCUGCCUCCCACUCCUUCCCUCCUCUUCCCCACCCAGCCCAGAGGAGGCAGAGAUGACAAGAAGGGAUGCUGGGUGCUGGUUGGGUGUGGGGAGAGAAGGAAUUCCCAAAAAAGCAGGAUGCUCACCUGGGGAGCAGCUGUGGGUCAGCCAGGGCGCUGUGGAGAGCUGGAGGCACGGGCAGGGGGGACAAGGCCAGGGCUCUGGCAGAUGUGGGCACCUGCAGCUGCAUCAGCCCUGCCAGUGCUGCUGUCCCAGGGCAUCAGUCCCGGUGUCACCUCGUCCCAACGUCCUGGUGUGGCUCUGGCACCCACAGCACCUCCAGCGUCCGAGCAGUCCUGAGUUGUACCUGCUGUAGAGCAUGUGAUAGGGUGUGCAUCAGUUUGGUUUUCUCUAUUCUCUUUCUGUUUGGUUUUUUUUUAAGCAUUCCCAAUAAAUAAAUUGUUGCAAAGUGGA
Messenger RNA from Catharus ustulatus (Swainson's thrush), 1820 nucleotides. RefSeq names its product GTP-binding protein Rhes-like. The coding region runs from base 670 to 1296 and encodes 208 amino acids. The transcript has a single exon. NCBI's taxonomy places the organism in Eukaryota, Metazoa, Chordata, Aves, Passeriformes, Turdidae. The record is from RefSeq and is a predicted model, not a curated record. Gene Ontology annotation, molecular function: GTPase activity; GTP binding.